CCCCCAGCUGUGAUUUCAACUAAGAUCUUGUUGUAAUUUCACGUGGGACAUCCUCCCGAAAUUUUAGUAGGGAGGUGGCAGGAAAAUGUCCGCAUAUGAAGUCCAGACCUUCAUAUGCGGACAUUUACAUUUUCACAUAAAGCCCCUGCAGAGAAGUUCAGGAAAGAUAUCCGGACUUCAGUGCAUGUCUGAAAGCAGCUGAAAUAUCUCAAAAACCGUUGGCUAGCCAUGAUAUUUUGUAUAGAUAUUCAUGCCCCACAGAGGAUUAAACCUGCUGACUUGGUGAUCCCUUGACUUUUUCUGUAGUGCUGUCAUUUAAGUUUGUCCAAAAUUUUGAUUUUGACCAAGAUUAAUGUCAUUUUUAUGCAUUCUUUUGGUCAGUGCUAAUGCUAGUGCAAAUAUUUUGUGUGCUACCACAAAUAUUUAAUAUGUAAUAAUUCUGUACAGUAAAUACUACACAUUAAUUGUUGAAGUAUACUGUUUAAAAAAUUAAACAGCAAGUCUUUGUUCAGAUUAAUUACUUUGUUAUUAAUUUGUUUUUCAAGAUUUUGUUUCACCACCACCUAUAAUUUAUACUGUUUUCCCUGCGUGGAGCAUUUCAUCCAUCUCCUUUGUGCAUUGCAUCAAAGGUGAAAAGUGCACAUUAGCAGCACAACCAAAACCAGUCCUUUUUUUAGUCUGUCUUGUCUGCUCUGCGGAUGCUUGUUUUUUUUUCUCGUCACUUUUCCAGUAUAAACACACUCCAUACUAAAACCUGUUUAGAGAUAAUGAGUAGCACUGAUUUGGGACACAUGGAUUGUGAUCAUGAUAAACAUGAUAACCAAACAACGCAGAGAGCCCUGUGCUUUAUGUUGGUUCUGUGAAGCUGUAGACUAGUUUGUCAAUGUGUGCGAGCUAUGUUACAUUACAUAACAUUACAUUCAUGUAGCUGUUGCUUUUGUCCAAAGCAAUUAAUAUUCAACAAUGAAGAUAUUACCCAAAAAGUGCAACAUUCAUGUGAGUACAUAAAAAUGUAUCAAAUAGGCAAAACAGCUUCUAGUGCUCUAUUUUUUUUGUUUUUGUUUAUUUGUUUGUUUUGUUUUUCUGCUAGGGAAAAUUAAUAUUACAAAUGCAAGAGUCUGUUCAUUAGUCAACAAAACAAAUUGAUUGAAAACAAAACUGUUCAUUAAUGUAAUGAUAGUUAUAAUGUGUAUGUGCAGCUUCUGCGCUACAGGGCAGUGAAUUGGACAGACAAUGUAGAAGUUUUAUGAAGAGUGUGAAGAACUUUCAAUACUAAUCUGGUAGCCUGACUUGUAAAUUAAUAUUCAAUCAGAUUAAUCAAGGUUUUAAAAUUGUAGGCAGCCGCAAACAUGUUGCUAAAGAAUAAAUUCAAACGGUUGAAGUCAUGAAUGAGCUUACCGAACACUGAUUCCAACUCUUAGGUCAUGCUAUAGCUAUAUUUUGUUAACAUAUAUUAUUAUAAUAAAACUCCACCUGAUAAAGGAAAGUGUAUGCAAAUGAACAUACAGCAAAUUGAGAUGUAAGAGGAAUAUAGAUAUGUUUGAGAAGAGACAUUAAAAUCCUUCCUCCAUUAGCAACAGGCUGUGGAGCAUAUAAUUUAAUUCCUACUGUUGCUGGGGGGGGGACAGAACAUGGGCGAUGCACAGGAGGAUGUAACUCCAGGCACGAUCUGAAAUACUGACCUUAUAUUCAGUUCUGAGAAUCAGACAAAAGAUUGAUAGAAAUAACAUGGUUAGCUGUAAUUUUGACAUUACUGUGUCACUGUGAUUUGUCUAAUGGAUUAACAGGUGUGGGGGAAAUAACAUUAGCUAAUAAUAGCUUCGUAAAGUCAGAUGCAUCAUGGGAUAAGAUGUUGUUCCAGACGAGAGAGACAGACACAUCCAUUACACCUUCUCUGAACAACAAUGUUAUACAAAAAACUCAAUAUAUUACUUUUAUUAAUAUAUUUGUUUAAUAAAUGGCAGUUUAUUCUACUUCUGAUUAAAUCAGGCACCAAAUUAUCCUUUAGUCUAUUGUGGUUUUACACUAUAUCUCAAGAAGAUUUGUGUUUGAAAUGUAAUUUUUGCUGGACUGCAUCAUGUUGUUCUCUGUAAUUUACUGUUCCACAAUGGUGAUGUGUGGAUUGAAAAGUGUGACAGGGUCAUAAGAGGAGAAAUACAGUUUGUCAUCCAAAUGUGUUGAGUGUUUGUCUUUCUCUGGUUAUUUUUGGGUUUUUUCUUCGAACAAUCUACAAACUGCGGUUUCAUUGUUUGGUCUGUCAUGCGCCCACUCUUUAAAAAAAGACAUUCAGGAUGAUGGCAACAUAACAGUUGUUUAUGUGUCAAUAUGAAUAAUUUUGUCAGGGCCCGACACAGUUCUCUGUCAGACUGAAAUGCUGCACUGUUAAAUUUAAUCUGUCGGGGGUAUCCGUGUGGUGUGCAGAUCUUUUGUCUGACUUUUGCCUUCAGGAGCUUCACCUGACUUGAACUUGACAGAACUUGUAGGAUCUUUAAUCAUCAUUCCUUCUUAAUCUCUUUGGAUAGAUAACUCUAAAAAUGUCAUAUUUUGUUCUGACACCAGGAAUUUUUAAUCGGUGGUUUGGUGGGAAAGGGCACUUCAGCUGUACUGUCAGCAAUGUACAAUUCAACUUUUAAAAGUGAUAAACAUGAGUUUCAAGCAUCCCCUACCCGCUUACUAACCCCAAACUUGGCUGGAGAUACAGUUAAAAAAUCCGUACAGUACACACCUCCGCCGAGGCCCAAUAGUUCCCCAAUGAAACCACAUUAAAAUCUGCUAGUUGUAAUGAGUUCUUGUUCUUGUCACUUCCUUCCACCAGGUUUUGUGGAAAUCUGUUUUGUUGUUUUGGUGAAAUCCUGCUGAAGAACAAACAAACAACCAACCAACAAACACACACACAGGGGUGAAAACAUAACCUCCUUGGCAGGGAUAACACCUGACAAAGCCAUCAACUUCAAAGUGAAACAUAUAGAUUUCAUCAAGUAUCAUAUUCUUCCUCCUCCAUAGUUUGAACUUCUUCUCAUUUAAUAUGUAAAGGUAAUUUAUUUCAAUUCCUGGUAUCAAAGAAGCUAAAGUAAAGAUGCCCAUGUUGGUAUUAUAGAAGCACAAAGUGACAAGCUUCUCAAGCCCCACGAAAGUGGUCUUAUUACCAAAUGUGUCAUGCAUCAUGUUUUUGAAUAUCCACAAAAACUUCUGUAUAUUGAAAGAUCUGUGGAGAUUCUCAUUUAUCCAGGUCAUAGUUAUCCACAAGAGUGUUGAAUCAGGAGCAAGCAAACUUGGUUGGCCAGUUGUUCCUAAUGUAUAUUUAAAUAACAUGCAUUGAUACUGGGAGCCAGUAACAAUAGACCAACUGCUCUACUACUAAAACUGAAACUAUGGUUACUGUGAGUGAUAUGAUAUUUGAUGAGUGGUGAGUUUCUCUUCGGCCAGUUUCCUCAUUGCUGGGAGACUUGUCAGACUCUAGGGAACACCUGGUGGAAGAGAUUGCCCUCUUCGCGCCUCAUCACGGAAGAGACAGAGACGUUUGAUUUGAGGGGAUAUGAUCACGUCACAGCGGGUGGUGAUGGAGUACUCUGCCUCAGGGACCUGAAUUUGAAUGGGCCACAGACAUCAACGGUCACUGCCAAAUUCGGUCGUUGAGAUGUGCUCAAUUCUCCAUUGUUUUUUUUGCAAGAUUAAAACCCACUUAACAUAGUCAAAGGGACAGUUUGAGGACCGAUCUGUCUGGGUGCUCUGCCUUGAGUUGUGCUGAAGAUGUGAGAGCCUCUUUUCAUUGUAAUUAGGGUAUGCACUCUUGGAGCCUCUUUGCACAUCUCUAAACCCAAGCUCAUGGUGACUUGUUCAUGGUGGUAUCUCUUCUCUUUAUCUUUGUCGUCACUACACAAUAUUUGGUUGAUAUAAAUUGUGUCGUCAAAACAGAUAACACACAAGGAGAUGAAGAUUACAAACUGGCACACAGUUCACCCCCAUUCAAGCUAAUGAAAUGUAUUGCAUUAAUAAUAGCGUGCUAAAUGGAGCCGGUGGACUAGCAGAUGGGUUUUGUUUUCCCUCGUACCUCAUUUCCAUAACGUUCGGAGGCAAUGUAAAAAAAAAACUAAAAAGAAAAUACAAUGCUACGGCUCUGUGUUGUUGAAUCUGUGGCGUCCCUGAAUAGCAGUGCCAUCACUCUUUCAUUACAAGAGUAAUCAAUCAAUUUCUAACAAGGAAAUUUAUGGUGAUAACUCAUCAUGGGGUUAUUGUGAUUUACACGGAGAAAUCCAUCUUUGUAUGUGUUAACUGUUGAUCAGCUGUUGAUUCGAAUGCUUCCUUAGAGAGAUAGAGCCUGCAUUUACCUGUCAAUCAGCAGGUAGUGCUGUGCUGGAUGGGUCGUUUGAAAUACUCUGAGGGUGUAUAAUUCUUUUUUAUUUUUUGUUUUAUACAAGCCGCAGCUACGGCAGAUAUUUCCUCCAGUGAUGGUUUAUUAUAAUGUAAAACUGCAGGUUGGACUGAGCGAUGACGCAGAGCAGGAAGCAAGACUUGCCUGUAGCUUUCUGUUAAAUACUAAUCCAUUCUGUUCUGUGGGAGAGCAGAACGUCGGUUUGUAAAUAGACUCAGUAUCCUGAGAUCUGCAAGAGAAACGUUUUCCUUUAUUAGAAAAAAAGAUUUAACAAUGUUUCUGCAUGCUCACGAGUUGAGAUCAUAAACUGGACUUUAGUCUGUAAUCUGUUGAGUGAGUCAAUGGACAUUGGUUUAAUCUGCUCCCUCUAAACAGGGCACAACUUUAUUACCUGUCCACAUCCAAUGGAUUUAAAGUGCUUCCUUUAUUUAUUUAUUUCACUCAUAGUCUUUUGUAAAUUUAACCUGUUCCUUCUUCGUGGUUUUUCUUACAAGAUAAUGUACAUGAAGAUAUUUUAAUCUUGCAUCUCAUUUAAAUGUAUUUUCUAGCCAGAAACCAUUUUUAGGAACUAGAGAACAUGAACAACCACCAUGAGGAACCAAGGUUAAACUUUAACUUUGCCAAAAAUGUCCCUUCUCUGAGAUAGAAAUUACUGAUGAUCGUUCAGGAACUUUCACUUGCUAACACAAACAAUAUACUGCUUGAGUUUAUUGCAUAAUUCACCUAGUACAUGAGCACUGGUGCAAAAAUAUCCUAAAUUCAUCUUGGAAAGGAUAUUUGUCUCCUCUUGUCCUGGCCAAGGUGGCAGCACCGACAUCACAUAAGUCAGACUUCUAAUAAAUUAAGUAAAAUAAGAGGAGAAUAAUCAGAAGAUCAUGAAUCCAACGUGAUUAGAGCAGCAAUGUAACGCUGCUAAAACAGCUCAAGGAAUAUAUGAAGAGGUUAAUAUCGAAAUAGGUAAUUUAAUUACCUAUUUCUUUUGCAUCCUUAGUUGUUGACUUUUGUGAUGCACUGUUUUUUUAUUUCAGUCUAUUAAUAUUUCUGUUAGUUGAGAUAAAAACGUAUGUGACAAUGUAGGUUGUAGUGAAAUGUAGGUGACAUUUCUUGACUUUUUUGGCUAACAAAAGGUACAAAUAUUUGUCCAAUCAUUACCCAUAUAUGAUACAUGGUUAUCACUUCCAUACUAUUUUAUGUAAUGAAUCAAUUGGAACCAUUUGAGUCGUUCAGCUAUUGGAAAAUGUUGUCCUCUUGACAAACAUUUCCAUGACAGAAAACUGCCAUGAAAACAUUUUAUUGAGUUAAAAUAUGAUUUUAUGCUUUCACUGAGUUUAUUUUUUGUCAGUCCUGUACAUAACUACCAAAUGAUUUAAAUGCCACUGUUUUUUAAAUAAAAACAGGAAAAAGAACCAAAUUGUUUUCCAUGUACUGUUUUAACUUUGGGAGGUUAACACAGGGAUAUGUCAAUGUAGUAAUAACAUUGAUCUUUUUGCAUUAUUUUUUGUGUCGUAUAAUUAAAAAUAAAUAAAUGAAUAAAAACUCCCUCUCAUUACGUUAAAUGACCCCAGUGGGACAUAACUAAAGAAAUAUUUUGUUAUUCUGUGGGACCUAAAAUAAGUAUAACCAAAGUUCAAGUCAGACAAGGAGUAAUCUGUAUGGACUGUGUUGCCUUAUUGUUCUUCAUGUGUGAGGAAUAUUUUCCCUCCUAAAGACAGCAUGCGGAGUUGGUAUCACUGGAUAACAUUAAAAACUGACCGAGCAACUCCUCUCGCCCCCUAAGGUCAGUUUUCAUUGUGCUACUGAAUGUAACCCCUGAUAAGUGGGUGGAUCAAUAGUUCCCAGCCACCCAGUCUCCUUUAAUUUAAGCACCCAGUGGUCUAGUGGCCAGUAGCUCCAGCUUGACCCCGGGGUUGAACAAUGGUAGUCAACAAGAUCAUCAAAUACCUGCUUUUUACCUACAACUUUUUAUUUUUCCUGGGUGGACUGAUUAUUCUUGGUUUAUCCAUACACACCAGGAGCAACAAAGCAGACUACCAGAUCACCGAUGAAGUUCUCCCAGCAAUUAACCUCCUGGUAUUUGUUGGCGCCAUGACUAUGAUUUUGGGCUUCCUGGGCUGCUGUGGAGCGAUCAGAGAGGACCGGUGCCUGCUGGUGCUUUUCGUCAUGGGCCUGCUUUCAGUGUUUCUCAUGAUGUUGGCUGUGGGUGUAUUGGGAGCCAUAUCAAGAACAGCGACUGCCCAGGAGGUGGUGAAGGAGCACCUGAAGGAGCUGCUUCCACUGAGCAAGCAACCGAAGGACGUUCAGGAGUCGUUUCAGCAGCUGGAAAGAAACGGCUCCUGCUGUGGACUCUUUGAUGGACCCCUUGACUGGGGAAACUCAACGGUGGUGCCCAACUCCUGUAACUGCGCAGACAUCUCCACAAACUGCACGGUUUUUGACGGACGUGUGAUAUACUCAACGCCGUGCAUGAGGUACCUGAUGACGUGGUUGGACAGAGUAUCAGAGUCACUCAUGGGGACUGCGUUUGCAUUUGCCAUCUUGAUGAUUUUGGCCAUGAUUUUCUCAUCAGUCAUGUUUUGUCAGAUUUGUGUCAAAAAGGGUAGCAUCAUUUAAAAUAUUUCUAACAAGGUCUGAGGUUCACAGGAGCUGGUGGAAAGAGAGACAAUUAUGUUCGACUUCAUUUGAUUUGUUUUCUCAUCUCACCCCCAUUGUAAUUUUUGUUUCUACUCUUUUGUCCUUCUGUUCAUAUAUUUUGUAGAUUUUAACUCUGAACUGCAUAUUACACAUCUUUGAUAAUAAAACUGUCUGCCGUA
This is a messenger RNA of Scophthalmus maximus (turbot), 7182 nucleotides long. RefSeq names its product tetraspanin-8-like. Bases 6287 to 6982 code for a protein of 231 amino acids. The transcript has a single exon. Lineage: Eukaryota; Metazoa; Chordata; Actinopteri; Pleuronectiformes; Scophthalmidae. The record is from RefSeq and is a predicted model, not a curated record. Gene Ontology annotation, cellular component: membrane.